CAUCCCAGUCUCACCCGGUCUUCUUCAGGAGCCUCUGCUUUCGGGAUUGUCCCCUUUGUGGCUCGGCUUGGGACAGAGCCUCAGAUCAGAGGACACCUGUGGCCUUGGAUUUUAACCUCAGUGAUGGGAAAACUUGAAAAUACUUCCUGGAUCCACGAUCCUCUCAUGAAGUACCUGAACAGCACGGAGGAGUACCUGGCUCACCUCUGCGGACCCCGGCGCAGCCACCUCUCCCUCCCAGUGUCUGUGGCCUAUGCGUUGAUCUUCGUGGUGGGGGUGAUGGGCAAUCUUCUGGUGUGCCUGGUGAUCCUCCGACAUCAGACCUUGAAAACACCCACCAACUACUACCUCUUCAGCCUGGCUGUCUCAGACCUGCUGGUGCUGCUCUUUGGGAUGCCUCUGGAGGUCUAUGAGAUGUGGCACAAUUACCCCUUCCUGUUUGGGCCGGUGGGCUGCUACUUCAAGACCGCCCUCUUCGAGACUGUGUGCUUUGCCUCCAUUCUCAGUGUCACCACGGUUAGCAUAGAGCGCUAUGUGGCCAUCGUCCACCCGUUCCGAGCCAAGCUGGAGAGCACGCGGCGCCGGGCCCUCAAGAUCCUCAGCCUGGUCUGGGGCUUCUCUGUGAUCUUUUCUUUGCCCAACACCAGCAUCCAUGGCAUCAAGUUCCAGCACUUUCCCAAUGGGACCUCCGUGCCCGGCUCUGCCACCUGCACAGUCACCAAGCCCAUGUGGGUGUACAACUUCAUCAUCCAGGCCACCUCAUUCCUCUUCUACAUCCUCCCGAUGACCCUCAUCAGCAUCCUCUACUACCUCAUGGGGCUCAGACUGAAGAAAGAUGAGUCCCUUGAGGCAGACAAAGUGACUGUGAACAUUCAUAGACCCUCCAGAAAAUCAGUCACCAAGAUGCUGUUUGUCCUGGUCCUUGUGUUUGCUAUCUGCUGGACCCCCUUCCAUGUGGACCGGCUCUUCUUCAGCUUCGUGGAAGAGUGGACUGAGUCCCUGGCUGCUGUGUUCAAUCUCAUCCACGUGGUAUCAGGCGUCUUCUUCUAUCUGAGCUCAGCUGUCAACCCCAUUAUCUAUAACCUCUUGUCGAGACGCUUCCGGGCAGCCUUUCAGAAUGUCAUCUGUCCUUCCUGCAAAUGGUGCCAUUCCCAGGAUCUCCCACCAGGACCUCCAGCCCAGAAGAUCAUCUUCUUGACAGAAUGCCACCUUGUGGAGUUGACAGAGGAUGCAGGCCCCCAGUUCCCCUGUCAGUCAUCCAUCUACAACUCACACCUCUCCACAGACCGUUGUGCUGGGCAGGUACCAUGAAGGGAGUGGUCAGAAGGCCACUUCAGAAGGCCUGGAUUCUGUGGAUUGGCAUCCCUGUAGCUCCAGCACCGUAGGAGGGACUUCCUGUCACCUGUGCCUCCUGUGUGCCAUUAGGAAGAUAACAAGAUUCUUAGAUCCCAUGUACACCAUGCUUUUAUUAAUGUAAAACUCCAGACUUCAUUCUAGGUCACAAUGCAGACAUUGGUGAUUUAUACAUUCCAUCUUUCUGUAUGGUGAGUUUUCAUAACUGUGAUUGCAAUAUGCCACGUGAGUCCUACUUAAAGACACUCUCAUAACAGUUGAGUUUAACAGAGUGAAGCAUUACAGAGAAGCUAAGCAGCACAGCACAGUUAUCCCAACCUCCAAAGCCAGGACUCAUAAGAAACUACUGGUGGUGAGCCAGCGACUAGCUCAGAACCGCUCGCUAAAGCUCACCCCUCCAAUAGUUAGGACUUUUGCAAGCUUGUUAUCGAAUGAGCGAUGACUUGAAAUCAGUCAUAGUAGAAAUAUUUAUGCUACAGAAAUUAACAAGCUCUCUAAAUCAGGGCUAAAUAAUUUUUAUCCCCUGGAGAGCUGGCCCAUGAGCAGGUGGAGAGCUAUUAAUAAGCUGGCAUUUUGCCAGCUUGCUGCGAUCUGUGUGACUUGUUUUUAGAACAAAUGCUGGUAAUGCUGUAAUUAUGGACUACUUAGAGUUGUGGUUAACUCUGAAAAGAAUGCUAUGGACUAGAUUUUUUUUUUAAAACCUAGAGUUCCUAGAUGAAAAAUAAGAAAAAAACUGCUAAUUAAGCCAUGGAAGCAGCAUCAGCAUUUUACAAUUAACCUAGAGUCGAAAGAUUAUUUUUGGAUGCCAUCCAUUAACAUUAGUGCAGGAGACGACAAUGGAUCCAGUGCUAUUUCCCAUCACACAUCUGUAUUUACAGAGUCCACACGGUGUGUUGUCAAAACCGGUAGAUUUUUUUAUAUUCUCUACUUGGCUGCAAACUUAUUUUCUUCUUAACAAGUAGGAACAGUGAUAAGUGGGUUAAAGGUUCUCAUCACCAAGGCUGAGGACCUGAGUUCAAUGCCUGAAACUCACACGGUGGAAGGAGAGAACUGACUCCUUCACAAGCUGUCUUCUGACCUCCAAACAUGCACUAUGGCAUAUGUUCUCCACACACCCCUACACACACCACACUAAACAAAUUCAUAUAAAAAAAUUUGAAGAUGUUAUAAAUCCGUAGUGUGGAAGCUAACAACUAUACCAUCUUCUAGAAGCCCUGCAAAUCAAAAUCAUAGACAAAGCAGCCUUGAAUCCCUUCCUAUCCUUUUCCAUCCACAGUAGAUGACUGAAUGCCACGUGGACUCCACUUCUGACCCCUACCUGUGGAACAUGAUGGAAGCAUUUUCAAGGCAAGGGCAUUUUUAGAAGUUUUGACUGAUUUAUGAAUGGGAUAGAUAUUGUAGGCUAUACCUACAAUAUACUGAUUUCACCACUGUGCAAAACAGACUGUUAACUUAGAGAGUUAGAAUGAUGGACGAGUCUGGCAAAGAAAGCCAGGGACUAUAGGACAGAGAGAAGCAAGGGCUGGAGAGAUGGCUCGGUGGACAAAGACACUCGUGGGCCAGCCUGAUGAUCUGAGUUCCAAUGGUUGAGGAAGAAACCCGACACCUGAAGCUGUUCUCCGCCCCCCAUGUAUCCACCAUGACUUGUGUGGCAGCACCCCCUUCACACACACAACAAUAAAAUUAUUUUUUUAAAAAAAGCAUUUACCCUUUCAAGCACAUACAAUGUCCGUAUACCACGAAAUCACAUAGAGGCAUAGAUAAGAAUGUUUGUUAGUAAAUAGUCAUUUUGAAGAUAGACCUUAAAAAGUUUGAUAGGACACACUUAUUUGAAUAUUUUUCACAACAGACAGACUAUCUUUUAUCAACACUUCGUUUUGUUUUAUAAACACUGAAAAUUUUAGGUCCUAGCUCUGACAACCAAUUCUUCAGUAAUAAAAUGGAAUAAACACUGUCCUGUGGACGGACGUUCAUGUGUUCUCUUCACUCGCUGUUUCUCCCACCUU
This is a messenger RNA of Peromyscus maniculatus bairdii (prairie deer mouse), 3359 nucleotides long. It is a transcript of the gene Nmur2, whose product is annotated as neuromedin U receptor 2. The record is from RefSeq and is a predicted model, not a curated record. Gene Ontology annotation, biological process: neuropeptide signaling pathway. Gene Ontology annotation, cellular component: plasma membrane. NCBI's taxonomy places the organism in Eukaryota, Metazoa, Chordata, Mammalia, Rodentia, Cricetidae. Gene Ontology annotation, molecular function: neuromedin U receptor activity.